AUGACGUCUGAUGCUUACCAAAACUGUGAGGAGUUAUACACGGAGUACAAAUAUGAGCUGAGGGAAAGAAUUGCUGUUCUUGAAGGAAAAGCGGAUGGCUGUAAACAAAAACAGUCUGGUCAGAGUGUCACUGCGAAAGAACAGAGUUUGAAGUUGCCCAAAAUAUCCAUACCUUCGUUCUCAGGAAAGUACGCCGAAUGGACAAGUUUCAAAGACCUAUUUGUAUCUUUAGUGGACAAUAACAAGGCACUAGAGGACGGAUCUCAAGCAUCACUCAUCACGGAAUCUGCCGUACAACUUCUCGGGCUAAAGAAAGUACAACACAAAAGUUGUAUCAUGGGAUUGGGAAGUGAACAGGAUCACUCUAUUGCCUCCAAAGCGAGGGUUUCUCUUCAGAUCCAGUCACUUCACAAUAACUUUAGUUGUAGCAUUCAAGCAUUUGUGCUGCCCAAGCUCACCUCAGUUCUCCCUGAAAAAAAGGUCGUGAUUGAGUUAUGGUCCGAGUUUGCAGAUAUUACUUUGGCAGAUCCGUCGUUUGGGAAUCCAAAUAAAAUUGAUUUGCUCCUCGGAGCAGACGUAUACGGCCAGAUUUUAAUGGAAGGUAUAAUCAAGGGUCCACCCGGUGCACCAGUUGCCCAAAAUACCAAACUGGGUUGGAUUCUAUCUGGACCUAUACAAACAUCCAAGUCGUCAGCCAGUACCAUCAGGUGCAAUCACGUUCACUACAGCAAUGACAACGAUUUCCUGAAGAAGUUUUGGGAGUUGGAGUCAGAUCCAGUAGUUGCUGAUGCUAAACCUGCAUUCAGUGAAGAAGAAGAAAGAUGUGAACAGAUAUUUACAGCAACUACCAAAAGAGACAGAGCUGGGCGCUAUAUUGUUAGUUUACCAUUCAAAACCGAAGAUCCUCGUUGUAAAGAUGGCGAUACAAAAGCUAUAGCCCAAAAAAGAUUUCAUCAGCUUGAGAAGAGACUCGCCAACGAUAGUAAUCUGAAACAACAGUACACGAAUGUUAUAAACGAAUACCUCGAAUUGGGACACAUGGAGAUCAUACCCGAAGAUCAGCGUAAUAAACCAGAAGUUGUUUACUUACCUCACCAUCCUGUAGUACGGGAGGACAAAGAUACCACCAAACUCCGUGUUGUCUUCGAUGCUUCGUCGCGUGGGUCCAAUGGCGUGUCGUUGAACGACGACUUAUUGGUUGGUCCAACUCUUCAAAAUGAUCUACGUCAUAUCAUCAUGCGUUGGCGUGAUUAUCCUAUCUGCUUAGUAGCAGAUAUCGUCAAGAUGUAUCGACAGAUACUUGUAGAUCACAAAGACGUCGACUUCCAACGCCUUCUGUGGCGUAAACAUCCCAAUGAAGAAAUUCAACAUCUAAGAUUAUUGCGGGUUACCUUCGGCACAGCUUCGGCGCCAUACUUGGCAGUUCGAAGUCUACAUCAACUGGCAUAUGACGAUGGUAAAGAUUAUCCGUUGGCUACUGGAAGAGUUCUAAAGGAAUUCUACAUGGAUGAUCUAAUGACGGGUUGCAAAUCUGUAGAAGAAGGAAGACAAAUUUAUACAGAACUGACAGAAUUAAUGAAGGGAGGAGGAUUAGAACUUCAAAAAUGGAGUAGUAAUAAUGAGGAAUUAUUAAAAGAAAUAAACAUGGAAGAUCAAACAAUCAAAGGGAAACUAAAACUAGAUACGGUGAUGAAAAUACUGGGACUUACCUGGAACCGACGAACCGACGAGUUUGAGUACGCAGUGCAGCUUCCACCCCUGAAGACACCUGUAACUAAAAGAAGAGUGUUAUCGGAUAUAUCACGGUUGUUUGAUCCUCUUGGAUGGUUAGCGCCAAUCCUGGACAGUGGUCACAUGUAUCGACGAAAGAUAAUCCUGCAGAUUGCGCGUCCCGUGGGUCAAAAGAUCUUGAAGGUGAAACACUAUGGAGAGAAGGUCCAUCCUGGCUGA
Pectinophora gossypiella (pink bollworm) is the source of this 1950-nucleotide messenger RNA. RefSeq lists its product as uncharacterized. The transcript is spliced from 3 exons. Bases 1 to 1950 code for a protein of 649 amino acids. The record is from RefSeq and is a predicted model, not a curated record. NCBI's taxonomy places the organism in Eukaryota, Metazoa, Arthropoda, Insecta, Lepidoptera, Gelechiidae.